Molecule: messenger RNA, 5202 nt
Organism: Exophiala xenobiotica
Lineage: Eukaryota; Fungi; Ascomycota; Eurotiomycetes; Chaetothyriales; Herpotrichiellaceae
Exons: 3
Coding region: 713-4816 (1367 amino acids)
Biological process (GO): mRNA catabolic process
Cellular component (GO): exosome (RNase complex); P-body
Molecular function (GO): RNA binding; 3'-5'-RNA exonuclease activity
Source: RefSeq, a predicted model, not a curated record
CUACAGACUGCGUAUCACCUUUCAAAAACUUAACCAUCUCGAUCGCAGUCAACACCACCUUUUUCCCUUUCUUCAUUCAUCCCAUCUCCUACUUCCUCCCUACAAGCUUCCUCUCUCUCUCGGUCCUUUGGUUCAUCGCAAGACAAUCCUUCAGACAAACAGCCCAGAGUCACUCUCUUGUGCUCCGACUCGAUCUUCGGUCUCCGCUCCCCGUCACUUCCGUUUCCUGUCCUUCCCUCGCCCAGUCUCACGUCGUCAAGCCUGCUCCGGCCACCAUAUCAGCCAACAGCCGCAGUCGCACUUUGCAAUCAUUGUUUCAGUGGAUACAAUCAACGACUGGCUGAUUCUCCAUUGCGACUGCCAUCAGCUCAACGCUACUGCCUCCCAUCGCUUGCCUCACUUCCCCGUGCCGGAUUUGACACCUUACCUGUCCCUCCCCGGCAGCAGGCCAUCACUGACGCACCUGGUUGAUAAAUUCACAAGCAUCCUUCGUGCAACCUUCGAGUUUGGAGAAUCUGCAAACACUCUUCGGCAUCAAACUCAUAUUCAACGUCAUCCAAUCUUUGACCCGACAAGACAUUCCCUCCUUGCACUCGAACAACUGAGGAAACGUUCGGUGCUUCCAUCCUUUCCGCCGCGGGUCUUGCCCUGGCCGCCGAAUUCGACCUGAAAGAGUCAGGACAUACCAGGCUUCUGGAAACAAAUAUCAAUCAUGGCACAACAAGGUUCUACCGGAGUGCCUGGCCCAGCCGGGCGUAGACUUCAUAUCGCCCACCGUCGCAGUCCAUCUGAGCUCACUCCACUCAUGAUGGAACAACUGGCUCUUCAGCAACAGAUCGAAUUGCUCCAACAGCAACAACAGCAAAUCGCUGCUACCCAUCAGCAAUAUGUCAAUAUGGGAAUGAUUCAGCAGCCUUUGCAGAAUAUGCCUGGCUACUCACCACUUCAGGGCCAAACUAACAUGGCUGGUAUGUCUCCGAACAAUACCAACUUUCAAUUUCCACAAAUGCAACAGCAGAUGGGGAUGCCGGCCAAUCCUCCUACGCAACCCGCUGCUCACCGAAGAAACCAAUCUGCCCUUCCGGGGAUGGCCAUGGGCCCUCCACCAGCACCAUCAUCCGGCACCGCUGGCUCAGCUUAUGGUGACUACAACCAGCAGGCCACGGGCCAAAACCGCGAGAACGCAGGAGGACGUGGUGGAAGAGGUGGAUCUUCACAAGGACAUGCUCGUCGUCACUCUCUUGCGCUUCCCGAGGCAAAGAAGGCCGCCGAACUCGCUGAGAAGAAGAGAACUGCUGCUGGUUUUCAGUUCCCUAUUCCAGGCGCAGGCGGUGUUACCGACAGUCCGGUAGCAUCUACUCCCGCCGAUGACAAAUUGACCACACCUACAAGCUCACAUGGACUCGGCUUGCAGCGUGCUGGUAACGCCAGAGUCACUGGGCACAAUCGCAGUCAAAGUAUGGCCGCUGGCGGCGCACGAGGCGGCGGAGGUGCUGGCCGCGGUUCUGCUUUCCAAUUUCCACCUCCCAUGGCUACUUCAGAUGGUGGUGCUGGCCAGGGCAAUCAGUCCGACCUGCAACGUCGUGGCAGUCAAAGCAGCCACGCCCGUACAGGCUCGCGCAACUUCGAGGGCAAUUGGCGUCAGCAGAAUAACCAACAGAAUGCAGAUCAGUCUCACCAACAGAUGGGCCAGUUCAGCCAACCUCAGGGAAUGAACGUAAAUGCUUCAGGAUUUCAACCGGGCCAUAGGGCAGGCCGAGGCUCUAUGAACCAGUCCAUUGGUUCCAUGAGCGGGUUCCAGUAUCCAGGACAGCCGCAGCUUGUCCAAAUGCCUCAGGGACAGAUGAUGAUGGCUCCUCAGAUGUUUCCUGGUCAACAAUUGAAUGCUCUGCAAAUGGCUCAGCUGCAGGCAAUGCAGGGUGCCCAGCUGGGAGGACUUCAGGCAAGUCAGCAUGCUCCACCAAUGGGCUUGCAACAGCAGCAACAGCAGCGAAAGACUCUGUUCACUCCUUAUCUGCCUCAAGCCAGUCUUCCUGCUUUGUUGAACGAUGGGCAGCUCGUUGCUGGUAUUCUUCGAGUCAACAAGAAGAAUCGGUCUGAUGCCUACGUGACCACCAGCGACUUGGAUGCUGAUAUCUUCAUCUGUGGUAGCAAAGACCGCAAUCGUGCCCUGGAAGGCGAUCUCGUUGCAAUCGAGCUCCUUGACGUGGAUGAAGUCUGGGGCCAGAAACGUGAGAAAGAGGAGAAAAAGAAGCGCAAGGAUAUAACAGAUACUCGCUCUUCAAGCAAUGCCCAAAAUGGCAAGAACGAUACCUCGUCCUCCGCCGACGCUCAGUCCAUCGCACCGGACGGUAGCAUCCGACGACGUGGUAGUCUCCGACAACGUCCGACGCAGAAGAAGAAUGAUGAUGUCGAGGUCGAAGGCCAGAGUCUUCUCCUCAUGGAAGAGGAGGAGAUUAGUGACGAACAGAAACCACUGUACGCUGGUCAUGUUGUCGCUGUCAUUGAAAGAGUCGCUGGCCAGAUGUUCUCUGGUACCCUCGGCCUGCUUCGACCGAGCAGCCAGGCCACCAAAGAGAAACAAGAGGCUGAAAGACAAGCUCGUGAUGGCGCACACAAUCGCUCAGAGUCUCGUCAACAAGAAAAGCCCAAGAUUGUUUGGUUCAAGCCAACCGACAAACGUGUGCCUCUUAUCGCUAUUCCUACCGAGCAAGCUCCGCGAGAUUUCGUCGACAAGCACAUGGACUACGCCAACAGAAUCUUUGUUGCUUGCAUUAAGCGUUGGCCAAUCACUUCGCUGCAUCCUUUUGGGACCCUUGUUGAGCAACUUGGCGAGAUGGGAGACCUACGGGUCGAGACCGAUGCCCUGUUGCGUGACAACAACUUUGGAGCCGACGAGUUCUCUGAUGCUGUCUUGAAGAGCGUGGGAUGGGAAGAUUGGUCUCUCGAGGCCGAGAGCGAGGAAGUUCUGGCUAGCCGUCUUGACCUCCGCAACGAGCGCACCUUCACCAUUGAUCCUAUGCAUUCAAGCGAGCUCGAUGAUGCUCUGCAUAUCAAGCAGCUUGAUGAUGGCUUGGUCGAGCUUGGCGUUCACGUCACCGAUAUCGCUCACUUCGUCAAGGCAAACUCGCUCGUCGACCGAGAAGCGAAGAAGCGAGGUACUGGUGUAUACCUGAUGACACGUUCCGUCAACAUGCUUCCACCACGACUUUCAUCCGAGAUCUGCUCGCUUCUUCCAGGCCAAGGCCGCUUGACUGUCAGUGUGAUCUUCAAGGUCCAUCCCGACACUGGGAAGAUUGAGGGAGAACCUUGGAUUGGCAAGACUAUCAUCCAGAGCUCCGGCAAGCUGGCAUACGAUGAGGUUGAUACCGUCAUCAAGGGGGGCGACAACAUCGACCUGCAGGGUGCUACCAGCGCCGACAUCAAGACCUUGCACGGCAUUGCCAACAAGUUCCGGGAAGCUCGAUUUGGUCAUCGUUCUGCCGACAUUGCACCACUACGCCUCUUCUACCAACUCGACGAUGAAAAUGUGCCAGUCGAGCAGAACAUUUUCAACUCUUCUGCUGCACACGAGAUCAUGGAAGAGAUCAGCUGCAAGGCCAACUUCUUCGUCGCGCAAAGAAUCUUUGCUGCCAUGCCCGACAAAGCGUUCCUGAGACGACAAGCACCUCCCAAUCCGCGACGUCUUCUUACCUUCGCCGAUCGAAUGACUCGAGCUGGCUACGAAGUCGAUGCAAGCAGCAGCGGUACUCUGCAGAACAGUCUUUUCCAGGUCGGGGAUCCUGACUUCCGCAAGGGCAUGGAGACUUUGUUAGUCAAGACUUUGCAGCGGGCCAAGUACUACAUUGGUGAUCAGCUCGCAGAGGAGCAGCGGCAACACUAUGCCUUGAACUUGCCCAUCUACGCUCAUUUCACCAACCCAUCCCGUCGCUAUGCUGAUAUUGUCGUACAUCGCCAAUUGGAGGCUGCUCUGUCCAAUGGUGCGAUUGAAUUCGGCGAGGAUAUGGAGAGUUUGGCGAAGACUGCCGAACAAUGCAACAACAAGAAGGACUCGGCUCAUUGUGCUCAGGAACAGAGUGUGCACAUCGAGUCUUGCCGACUCAUGGACAAGAAGAGUAAAGAAGUGGGUGGUGACCUUAUUAGUGAUGGCAUCAUCAUUUGUGUCUACGAGUCAGCCUUUGACGUUCUCAUUCCCGAGUACGGUUUUGAGAAGCGUGUCCACUGCGAUCAACUGCCCUUGAAGAAGGCCGAGUUUCGCAAGGAGGAGAGAGUGCUCGAGCUGUACUGGGAGAAAGGUGUCCCAUCGUCAGCUUAUGUCCCUGAGGACGAGAGACCACGGGCCAAUGCAAGCACCAGAGCGAACGGUGGUUCCGACUCUGCAAAGGAGCGUGCCAAAGAACGAUUUGAAGCGCAGCGAAAGCAGACUGAGAGUAACACCAUGUCGACCGACGAUGUCGAUGCUCUGUUCGACGAUGAGGAUAGUGCUUCUGAGAUGACGGAAAUGGCUGCAGGAGUCUCUUUGAAUGACCGCUCGAUCCGGAGCUUGCCCGCAUCUCCAGGCCGGAAUGGAUCGUCUGCGCAAGGCGCUACCAGAACUCAAUCCGACUCGAAAAUCGGCAGAUUUGUUGGGGACGUCCCAGAGAACCAUCUCACGGAUAAGGAGAAGUAUCUGACCUACUUCUCACUUCGUGAGGAAGGUGGUGAAUACAUUCAGGACGUCAGAGAAAUGACUCGAAUUCCAGUCAUCCUCAAGACCGAUAUGACGAAGAGUCCUCCAUGCCUGACAAUUCGAUCUAUGAAUCCUUAUGCAUUGUAAUCAAUGCGUAAUGUCUUAUUUGUAAUACUUGCCAAGAGCAAAGUAAUCAUCACCACAAAGUUGCCCUCGAAACGAAAGGUGUAAGUCUGGGGAAGUGGGCUUUACGAGGCAUCGGCGUAUCAACAAGAAACAAGUAUCUAAUACUUGACGCGAAGCUCGCGUUUGCCUAGAGUUGGAGAAGGCAUGGUACUUGGGACAAGUACGUGAUUGGGUGUGCUGUGCAUGGCCAUGCGAGCUGGAGUGAGAUUGUGCGAGUCGAAGUGCAGCAGAAGAAAGCACUGUGUGAGCGAAGGGAAGCAGACAUUGAUUGUGGAAAAGAUUGCAAAGAGCUGUAAUCAGGAGUUUUCCUAUUAGCGUGAUAUGCAUAAAAGUCUCUAUUUCUUUCA